Daphnia pulicaria is the source of this 3447-nucleotide messenger RNA. RefSeq names its product polyamine-transporting ATPase 13A2-like. Gene Ontology annotation, biological process: polyamine transmembrane transport; intracellular calcium ion homeostasis. The record is from RefSeq and is a predicted model, not a curated record. The transcript has 15 exons. Gene Ontology annotation, molecular function: P-type transmembrane transporter activity; polyamine transmembrane transporter activity. Lineage: Eukaryota; Metazoa; Arthropoda; Branchiopoda; Diplostraca; Daphniidae. Gene Ontology annotation, cellular component: membrane. Bases 67 to 3363 code for a protein of 1098 amino acids.
CGUCAACGCACAUGGAGGCCAUUUUAAUUAUCCCAUUAAUCAAUUCAGUUUAGAUUGAACACAAUCAUGGGCAGAAUUUUGAAGUUUUUUAAGCGAUUGAAUUGCAGGUCUUCGAGUAGCACGUGUUUUUGCGGAUACGAUAACUUGAAAGAUGAGCAGUCUCAGGUCUUCAAAUUACCAAACGGCAAUUCCAUCGUUAUUUAUGGAUAUGAAAGAAGUUACAUGAGUUCUUUUAUAAUUGUGAUGGUAUCAUUAUUUACAUUUUUUACUGCCUUGCUUAUUGCAAGUAUUCGCCCUGGAGGAUUGACGCCAUGGUUUUACAGACGUUCAGCUUUAUCUCGAGCAACGAAAGUCAUGUUGUCACCAAAAUCAUUUGUUAACGUUCAUCACGACAGUAAUGGUCGCCGGUGGUUCCUUUGGCGACACCACCGUUUUACUUGGUGUGCCCAGUCUGGUAAAUUUAAACGUAUGCGAUGCGUGGAUGAAAUAGGACUUCGGUUUUCCGACAUUCAUGGACUAGGCAAUGGACUUGAUCCCACUAAUCAUCGUUUAAGGCAAGAUAGCUAUGGAAGCAACGUCACAGAUGUUGCUCAACCCAGUUUCAUUUAUCUGUUUGCCUUUGCGUGGAUAAAACCUUUCCGCCUAUAUCAAGUAAUGGCUAUUACUAUCUGGAUCAUUCAAAAGUACUACAUCUAUGCCGGUAUUAUUGGAAUAGCUGCCAUUGCUGAAACGAUGUCGAGUAUUAUCCUCAAAUAUCAGCACCAACGUCGAUUACAUCAAAUGUCGCUUUUUAAUUGUGAAGUAACCGUUCUUGGUCCUGGACAUGACAGGCGCAUCAUAAUGUCUGAUGAUCUAGUGCCAGGAUCGGUAAUUCAAAUAACGCUUAAAGACAACAUUAUAAUGCCGUGUGAUGCCGUAAUUUUAUCUGGUAGCUGUGUCGCUCGUGAAUCAGAUGCAGCUAAACCAAAGCACAAGUAUCAGCUUCCCAAGUCGCGAACACAAGUAUACAAUCCACAAAGCCAUCGCCAGCACACCUUACUCAGAGGAUCUUCGCUUGUCUUACAUACUGAAAAAGUAAUUGCUCUGGUUAUUCGAACUGGUUGGAGUACGGAAAACGGUGCUGCCCUUGCAGCCAAACUGGACGCUGUCAGUCGCCCAUUGAUUUUUGAUCGCCACUGUGACCGUCUGUUUUUAUUUCUCGCGUUCGCUGGGAUAUGCGCUGCUACGUAUGGAUUCUACAUCAGAUACUCAUUUCUUGAUGUGCUUGGGCUCAUUCCUGAAGGAAUGAGUUUUCUCUUCAUCUGUCUUCCCCCGCUGUUUUCUCCAGCGCUGUUUGUGACCAGUCUCUGCUCAUUUGUCCGUCUUUAUCAGAAUGGAUUUCGUUUUAAUUCUUUUGAUGAGCCAAGUUCAGUUUUAAAUCACACAGGUGCUACCGACACCGUUUGUUUGCUAGAGAACGUAGUUAUGCGAAAUGUAGAUGCCGCAAUAUUGAAAGUUUCAUCAACAAGAUACGAUGAGUGGGCACGUGAUCCGCAGCUCACAUUAUGUAUGGCUAGUUGCGUCACCCAACAUACAUUAGAUGACUUAAAGAUGUUUUCAAAUUCGGCUUGGCAGACUGUUGCUGGACAAAACCAUCACAACGUGCAAUCAGUCAGCAACGAACAUGAAAUCUAUCGCAUAACUAAAAUCUACGCUGAUGAAACACACUCUUCCUUACCGUUAAUUCUAGUCAGAGCCGACCCAGUUGAAUCAGUUAAUGCUGUGCCGUGGUACUUUCUCCGAGGUUCCUAUUCAGAUGUCGUGGCAUUCGCUGAAGAGUUUCCAGAUCACAAUAAAGAGGAUCGAGCGCAAAUGGUGGCAUUUGCUGGACGACCACUGACGGAAUCAGAGAAAUCGUCGACUCUAGAUCCAGAUUUAAAUCUUCUACUACGCAAGUUUCAUCUUUUGGGCGUUGCUUCAGUCGAGUACAAAGUCUCAAAGGAGACUUGCGCUGUCGUUUCUGAACUUCGAUCGGCCAGCAUUCGAACCUUGAUAAUUUCAAAUCGAGAACUGGAAGAAGCCGUUCAUCUAGCGCGUAGUUCUGGAAUCAUCUUCAACAAAGAACCUGUGGCUAAGAUAGAAAUUCCUUCGAUAGAAGAAUUAAAUCCUCCCUCGCUGAGUGUCAUCGAUCUUCCCGAAACUGGUUCUGGAGCUAAUCUAGUAGAAAUCGGCAUUCAACGUCAGUCUCACGUUGUUUUAACCGGCGAUAUGCUCGACUCUUUGCUAGAAUCAUUUCCAGAAAUGAUUGAUCAGAUUAUUGGUCGAGUAACUGUUUUUGCCUCUGCCAAUGCAGCUCAAACGAACUGUUUUCUUGAGAAAUUGGAUGGACUUAAUCGUACAAUACUUGUUUGCAAAGAUGACGAAGACUACUGCUUCUCAGUACCUCUAACAUGCUUGACCUUAGCGCCUCAUGAUAAACGCCAGGUACUACAUCGUGACUUGUGCAGCAAUCAGUCCAUCAACAGCAUCAGAAAUUUAUUGGAAGAGAGUAGAGCAUCGCUUGCGAGAUCCCUUGGAAUCAGCAAACUCAUGGUUUGCUAUGCGGCUGCCCGAUUGACCUCUUCUCUUUUGCUUUACGAUGAUCCAUCUCCUGCAAUUCAGACGCUUUUCAUCGACCUAGUUUUAGUAAUGACCCCUGCGAUGCUCUUUGGUUGUACACAGCCGAAUAACCAACCCCUUUCUAAAAAAGUACCAUCUGAAUCGAUCGCCCGGCCUAAAGAAAUGCUAUCCAUGUUGUUUCAACUCGUACUUAUUGCAGUCACUCAAUACUUUGCUGUCAUAAUGGCCGAACACCAGCCAUGGUUUGAAAGAACUGUGCAAAAAACAAACUGGACCGAUGAUUCCUUUACUUUGUCGGACGAAAACUACGCAGUUUACUCUUUAUCGCUCUUUCAGUAUUUAAACCUGUUUAUUCUUUUCUCUUCUGGAGCUCCUCAUCUUCGUAGAAUCUGGACUAAUCUAGGGCUUACAUUCUAUCUUCUUACGUUAGCCAUAUUUUGCUCUGUCAUCGUUCUUGAACCAUCUGAACAACUUAAAAUGUUUAUGGGGGUAAAAACCCCACCCGUGUUCGACUUCCGUCUGGCACUUUUCUCCCUGGGCGUCAUUUACAUGAUCACUUCGUUGGGCAUUCAAUGCCUGAUUGAUUACUGUUCUCUUCCCAGCUGCUUAUCUAGGAACUCAUCUCGUGGUUCGGCAUAUAUGGGAACAUUGCAGAAUGUCAACGUCAACGUUUUAUAUCGACCUUCUACCUUAAUCACUCAACAGCAAGACUCCACUAACGAGAACAUUUCCCAACCCACUACCUUGAACCUACCCAUUUUUUAAAUGUAUAGCAUCAAAGAUCGAUAUUUCUAUUUAUGUGUGAUAUUUAUCGAUUCAUAUGUUUUAAAUAAUAAAUUAUUAGGCGAA